ACUAUGAUGAUUAAUUGUAUUAAAUAGAUAUAGAGAAAAGAAAAGAAAAAAAAAAUACAUGGUUUCCACAUGUUAUAUGCAUAUAUAGAUUGCUUUUAAUUUUGUAUAUGGGUUUUAGCCCUGGUUAUAAAUACGAAAGAAUAUCGUUAGAUAAAUAUUAUCAAAGUAUCGAAGUAUCUCUUUACAUAUAACAAAUUAAACUUUUAUACAUAGUAGUCAAGAAAUAUUAUUAGUAUAGAUGGAAGAAACCACUUCCAUAGUCAUGAUGAUAUUUUUCAUGUCAUUGUUAGUAAUAUUUGUUAUCAAAUAUUUACUCCACAAAAUAAUGAAUAAUGAUAAGCCAAAUAGUAGUAGUGCCCUAACACUACUUCCUCCCGGUCCUUCUCCUUGGCCAAUUCUUGGAUGCAUUCCGGGGAUGUUGCGAAACAAAUCGACAUACCAAUGGAUCCACAAUCUCAUGAAAGAAUUGGACACAGAUAUUGCCUGUAUCCGCCUCGGGACAAGUACUCAUGCCAUCUCUGUCACCUCUCCAGAGAUUGCCAGAGAGUUCUUGAAGAAACACGAUAUGGUGUUCGCUUCAAGACCUCUCACAAGUGUCACUCGUUUAAUCUCUGAUGAUUACAAAACCAUUAUAUUUGCAACGUGGGGUGAACAAUGGAAGAAGAUGAGGAGAGUACUCGUGUCUAAUGUUUUCAACCGCUCUACACUUGCUUGGCUUCUUCAUAAGAGAAAUGAAGAAGCUGAUAAUCUUGUUCGCUUUGUUUAUAACCACUCUUCUGCUAAAAGUGGAGGAGUGGUUAAUGUUAGAAUUGCGGCACAACAAUACUCGGUAGGUAUCAUGAGAAAAAUGAUGUUUGGUAAAAGAUAUUUCGGAAAAGGAAGGAAUGAUGGAGGGCCUGGUAAAGAAGAAGAGGAGCAUGUUGAGGCUCUGCUUGCUAUGCUUUCACACAUAUAUGCCUUUUCUGUAUCGGACUAUCUUCCGUGGCUGCGAUGGUUGGACUUAGAUGGCCAUCAAAAGAUUGUUUGUAAAGCCAUGAAAGUGAUCAACAAGCUCCAUGACCCCAUAAUCAAUGAAAGAAUUCGAGACUGGAGAGAGGUUGAGAUGGAAAGUAGAAUCCGGGAAAGUGAAGAUUUGCUUGAUGUUCUCAUUUCGGUUAAAGAUUCAAAUGGGAAACCACUUUUGUCUGAGGAUGAAAUUCGAGCACAAGUUAUGGAACUGUUCCUAACAGUUGUAGACAAUCCAUACAGCGCAGCAGAAUGGGCACUAUCAGAAAUGUUGAACCAACCAGAAAUGCUUGAAAAAGCAAGAACCGAAAUAGAUAGUGUUGUUGGCAAUAACAUCACACUCCUCCAAGAAUCUCACAUUCCUCAACUCCCUUACAUCAUUGCUUGUGCAAGAGAAGCUCUUCGCCUCCACCCGGUGACAGCUUUCAAUGUCCCACAUGUCUCUACUUCUGAUUCCACAGUUGCUGGCUACUUCAUUCCUAAAGGCAGCAAUGUUCUUCUGAGCCGAUUCGGGCUCGGUCGAAACCCUACCGUAUGGGAUCAACCGAUGCGCUUCAAUCCAGAUCGCCAUCUUGACGAGAAGCAUUGUGACUUGGGGGAGACAGAUUUAAGGUUUAUUAGCUUCACCACUGGGAGGAGAGGGUGCAUUGGAGUGGAGUUGGGUACAAACAUGACGGUUAUGCUUUUGGGAAGAUUAUUACAAGGUUUUACAUGGAAGAUUCCUCAUGGGAUGGAGAAGAUAGAUUUGAGUACUGAAGAAGGGAACUCAAUGUUUAAGGCUAAGCCAUUGUGUGCACAUGCAGUCCCUCGUUUGAAUCCUUCUCUCUAUUUGUCAUUAGGGUAAUGAAAUAUGCACACAAAUUAACUUUACACCUACUUAUAUGACAAGUCAUUUUUAGCAAAUAGAUAAUUGUUAAAAUUACUUGUAUAAGUGUGUAUCUAGUUUAUGUGGUUCACAGUUAUCAUUAUUAUUACGUUAGUUUCUUAAUGAUUUGCUUCCUUAAAAUAUAAUAUUAUUCAUAAUUAGGAGGCAUUUUUAUUAUCAUACAUAUAGUGUGUUAUGUAUUUUUAUGGUUUAUUUGGUACACCGUAUUGUAUAAUAUUGUGUUGAAUUAUAUUCUAUUGCAUUAAUAUUAUUUGAUACAAGACUA
Cannabis sativa is the source of this 2156-nucleotide messenger RNA. RefSeq names its product tryptophan N-monooxygenase CYP79A68. The transcript has 2 exons. The record is from RefSeq and is a predicted model, not a curated record. Lineage: Eukaryota; Viridiplantae; Streptophyta; Magnoliopsida; Rosales; Cannabaceae. Gene Ontology annotation, molecular function: iron ion binding; monooxygenase activity; oxidoreductase activity, acting on paired donors, with incorporation or reduction of molecular oxygen. Bases 239 to 1849 code for a protein of 536 amino acids.